UGAGCUGUUGAGGCGGACUGAAAAAAAAAACUCGACGAGGAUCUGUUCUCUUUUUUUUCUUCUCAUGCAGCAUCACGUCUGUGUCUACCUGACGUGGAACAUAGCGCCCCCCCAUCCUCUAAUAUCAUGUGGACCGCAGUGGCACUGACAGCGUGUUGGCUGCAGCAGACGACGAUGCAACAGCAUCUCAUCAUCUGUGUCACCGCAGAGACCAGCACCACCACCGCCGCUGCUGCUGCUGCUGCUGCUCCACAGAUCACAUCACGUUCCUGGUAUGAAGAAUAGGGAGAUGUUGGUGGCGUCCCAUGGGCAUGUUUGUCCUCUGGCUGUUCACUGUGUGUGUCUCUGUCCUGCACACAGACACUCUGAGAGGGAGAAGAAAGACCGUCUUAAAAUAAACUGACAUGCACCACUAGCAGGAAAAAAAACAAGCCAAAAAAAACCCAAAAACAACAAAGAGCACUGAAGACUCUUCUUGUUUUCAUUUAGCCCCUGCUCCAUUUCUGUUUCUUUGUCCUUGUUACAUGCUCAGAGGAAGUCAUGUCUCAGUCGGGAAACGUCCUUCAUCUGUAUGUUGAAGUGAGGUCUGCCCCUGAUCAGAAUGGAGGAAAAGCAGCAUUUGGAGAAAAUAAGGAAGGGAUUACUUCGGUUAAGGACAGUUCAGCUGAGCUUUUGUCUCAGUUAGCGACCCAGACAACCUGCCAGACAGUCACCAAGUCCUCCACAGCUCAUCUGGUUAAGGACUGCACACGCAGCCCUUCUCAAAAUACUGUUAGCUUUCAGCUUAAGCAAGCCAGCAACUCACCAACAAUCAGCAAAAGCAAUUUGCCCUGUGAAGGAGUCACUGCCUCAUGCUUUUCCCCAGCACCACCUUCCAGAAAGAUUGUCCCACACACGUCUCCUAUUUGUCGGAGGUUGGACAAGGAAGAAGUCAACAAUGGGACACGGUCUGUGGUCAGCUUCAGUUACGUCGAGAAGUCCAAUGUGAAGACGGUGGACAGCCCGCACCAUUCUGCGUGUGUCAGAGGGACCAGAGAAGAAAGAUCCACCCCCUCUCACUAUCGAAAACGGCUCAGUGACCCAGUUUGGUUAGGGAGUCCAGAUUCAUCAUGCAGCUCCAGUCCGAAACUGACUUACCCAUCACCAGGAAGUCACCAGCAGACAUUCUCUCCCAGCCUUCGUCAUCCACCCUUGGACCCCAUUGGUAGGGCAGCUACCCAAAGGGCUGUCGAGGAGUUUGGCUCUCCUUUACUGAGGAUUAAACUGGCUCAUGCACUUGAGUAUGCCUCAUGUUCACACGUCAACAAACAGCCACGCUGUCAGUCCUGGGGUGGAUCUCCUGUUCAACGUCAGAACAUCAAUGCAAACCCCAAAGACCACUUAAGAGACAGGAGUCAGGCUAUUUGUGGGCUCCCUCGGAGCCCAGCUUCAGACCAGCUAUCCUCCCAGUCCAGACACUCUCCUCAGUCGAGGCCGUGGUCCUGUGUAGAGACCCAGAGUCUUCAAUGGUCAGGAGAGGAAAAAGCUGUGAUGGGAAGCCCAGCCACCCAAAAACAUACUCACAGGACCUCUAAUAGGAGCACUUCACCAAAGGGAGCAAGUCUCCAACUUGGCAAUAAUGUAGUUGAGGGAUUGAACCAGUUAAGUGACAUGAAAUCCUCCUCUCCAACUCACAGCCCUGAAGUUGCCCACAAGCUAGCAGAGGAAGCUUCCAAAGUAUCUUCUAUUUUCACAGAGGCAAGAAGGUCCUCAUUGCACAAUCCUUUAGGUGAGCUUACAAGCGCCUCAGUCUCUGAAGAAUUUCACAAUUCGCCUCCAAAUGCACAACAGUCUAAGCAAGUGCUUAAGAUGAACAUCCCUUUAAAUGACCAACACAUACCAGCAACUGACAACACUGACUCUCACCAGCCUGAAACCUCUGUCUUGCAGUCACAUCCACGUGCAACAAACUCAUAUACUAAUUAUGACACUCACCAGGAGAACUGCACUCAGAAGUCCCAGCAACAAAGCUCAAUUUUUACUGCAGCUCAGAAUUCUCCUGCUCUUCCUUCACGUUUUUUUCGUCCCUCGCAUCCUCCCACCGAGUUCAGCUCUCCAUUGAGGGACCCUAGGCUAUUCCAAGCUGAACUCCGUGCACCAGAUACCCCAACUCUACAUCGCCGUCAACCCCCACAGUAUGCUGGGGAUUCCUGGUGCCCAAGCCUGGACAAGAAGGAAGACCUGAGCAGUUUUGAGAAAGGUGACUGCACUGAGCUUGCUCGUAGGCUCUUUAUCAAUCAAUGUGUUGAGGAGGCACCGGUCAGCUGGACAUCCAGGCAGCAGUGGGGGAAUUAUGUGGAGAAUAACCCAAGACCAAGCCCUGAGUCUGGACUUGCUUCCAAGAACAGUAAACCUCCUGAUAGUCAUGCCAGCCAACGGCACCAGCCAAUCAGUCCCACUACCCAACAGAAACGGGCUGAGCAGCGAAGGAGAGAGAUUCUGCUUCUGGGACCAGUGGUGCUGGACUCUCCAGAGGAGGAUGAGGGGUGUGAUGAAGAUGGUGAUGGCACUGGUAUGGAGGGAUACGGGGCAGGGCAUCAGGCUCGCAUGCAGAGGAUUGAGGAGCCUCCAGAGGCAGAACAGAAUGGAGCAAUGGGAGUUUCGUCCUCGCGGAGCUCCAGUGGGGUAACAGGCAGCGUGGGGGACAGGGAUUGUGUGUCCCUGGAGUCAAGCCAGUCUAGUCACCAGAGCAAUGAGACUGGGGCUGCUACUUCAGGAAUACAGACGGAUAGUGGCUGUGCAGUGCCCAUGCCCUCGCUCCACUGUCAGAGGAUCGCACGUGCCAAGUGGGAGUUUUUGUUCGGAACACCUGCUGAGGAGGCUGCCACCAGAGGAGAGAAAAAUUCUUUGGAGUGCUCCACAGCUCCUCCCAGUGGUAACUCCAGUGAGUCUCCCACUCCGACUCCCCCACUCUUCCUGCCUCUACUCUCCGCCAAUCACGAGGUGCAGCAUGUGGAGGUUGAGCUGGUGACCCCUCCCCCUGCCAUUGUCGGGACAUCACCCAAAACAGGAAUAAUUCGCCGGACGCUCAAGUAUUCCGAGACUGACCUGGAUGCCAUCCCACUCCGCUGCUACCGUGAGACGGACAUAGACGAGGUGCUACUUGCCGAACAAGAUGAUGCCGACUCAGCGUUUGGGAGUAACCGCAGUGUGCAGGGCAGCAGUCCUCUGGGGGGUCUGGCACACAGAAGGACAGACAGGCAGGAGGUAGAUGAGAAAAGAGGCACGGGGGAGGAGGAGGAGGAGGAUGAUGAGGAGGAUGAGGACGAGGAGGAAGAGGAAAUGGUGAGCUGGGCCAGUGUGAGGUUGCAAGGAGACACCAGGAAGCAGCAGUACGCAGCUCAGGAAGAGCCUGCAGUUUUUGGACACCUUCUAAAGAGACCUACGGAGACGUUUUUCGACAACCACCACCCAGCCCUGAAAUCGCCCAUCUUGGUCUCGGGGCCUCGCUGUGCUGCAGAGGACACUUUCAGCUGCCACUUUGAGAGCAUUAUCGAGUCCCAUCGCGCUAAGGGGACCUCGUACAACAGCCUGGACAGUGAGGAGCUGCUGACCUCGAGCACCCAAACAGUCCUGACGUUCGAUCUGCCCACGCUAACCCCUGCUAUCCACGGGAUGGUCUGCCCAAGCGCCAGGCAGAUUGUCCAACUCAGCUUUGCUCCACUGGCACACGAUGAGAGGCCCAGUUUCUCUGAUUCUAUCUUUACUGUGACCGGGGACUCGGAUGCCACCCGAGCGCCCUCCAGUGAGAGGCUGAGCAGCGGGUCAGAGGACACGCCGCGCAAAAGAGGAGAAUGUACACAGCUGGGGAGCAGCUGGUACAGCAACUCAUCGUUCACUCUACCGAGCAGGGAGAAAGCCCGCCUGGCGACCGAUUCAGAGCUGGACCAGGACCUCAGUGAGAGGCUGGGUCUGGGCAGCAGCGACACCCUCACUAACGGCAGCCACCGUGCGGAUGUGGCGGCGGCCAGACGCCUCGCCAAGCGACUCUUCAACUUGGACGGCUUCAGGAAGUCUGAUGUAGCGCGUCACCUCAGCAAAAAUAACGACUUCAGCCGUAUGGUGGUAGAGGAGUAUCUGAGUUUCUUCAACUUCACAGGACUCACUCUUGACCAGGCAUUAAGGACUUUCCUCAGGCAGUUUGCUCUGAUGGGUGAGACUCAGGAGAGGGAGAGAGUGCUGUCACACUUCUCGAGGCGUUACUGGGACUGCAACCCAGACGUCAUGCCGUCAGAGGAUGCAGUUCACACUCUCACCUGUGCCCUGAUGCUGCUGAACACCGAUCUCCACGGUCAAAACAUUGGCAAAAGGAUGUCAUUCACACAGUUUGUCGGCAACCUGGAGGGACUGAACGAGGGCCAAGAUUUUCCCAAGGAUCUGCUCAAAGCUCUCUACAACUCAAUCAAGAACCAAAAACUGCAGUGGACACUCGAUGAGGAAGAGCUGCGGAAGUCGUUUUCGGAGCUCGGGGACAGCCUGUGUGACUCCAACACCUCCAACAGAUCCAUGAAGAGGGAGGGCAGCAGUGGGGACCUCCUGUCGGAGGAGAAACAGCCCUCGGGAUCACUGCUGUACAAGAACGGAUUCCUGGUGCGCAAAGUCCACGCCGACUCGGACGGCAAGAGAACACCGAGAGGGAAAAGAGGAUGGAAGACCUUCUAUGCCAUUCUGAAAGGGUUAAUUCUCUAUCUGCAAAAAGGGGAGUACAGGCCUGAUAAGCAGCUGUCUGAUGAGGAUCUGAAGAACGCCGUGUCCGUCCACCACUCUCUGGCCAUGAAAGCGUCGGACUACAGCAAGCGGCCCAACGUGUUUUACCUGCGGACGGCCGACUGGAGGGUGUACCUCUUCCAGGCACCGAACGCCGAGCAGAUGCAGUCGUGGAUCACGCGGAUCAACACAGUGGCCGCCAUGUUCUCAGCCCCUCCUUUCCCAGCGGCCAUCGGCUCUCAGAAAAAGUUCAGCCGGCCUCUGCUGCCCGGGACAAUGUCAAAGCUCUCCGAGGAGGAGCAAAUCAGAUCCCAUGAAGCUCGAUUCAGAGCGAUCUCCACCGAGCUGGCCGAGCUGCGCUCCUAUCCUCCGGACCGCAAGGUCAAAGGGCGCGAGCUGGAAGAGUACCGCCAGCGAGACGAGUAUCUGGAGUUUGAGAAGACACGGUAUGGGACGUAUGUGAUGCUGCUGCGGGCUAAAAUCCGGAGUGGUGAGGAGGACCUGUCUGUGUUUGAGUCCCUGCUCUUGGAGGACAACGGACUGCAGAGGGCUCACUCGAGCCCCACGCUGCAGGACAGCAGCCAGGCCAGCCUGGCCAGCAGCACCAGGGACGGCGGCAACAGCAGCAAAGCCAGCGCCUGCAGCAGUAAAGUUCGGCAGGAAGGCCAGAGACACAGCUACCGACAGGCUGUCAAGAAGUGAGACAGGGUGGGGGGCGCCGGGAGCGGCACGGCGUUGCACUGUCAGCGGCAGGCUGUCUCCCUGCAUAGGUUUUAUUUGAGAUCCAGGAGGGUUCGGAGCUCUGCUUGAAAGGGGAGCUGGAGUGAGGGUCUACCCUACACCCUACCCCAACCAUGAAGCCCUACCCGGCACCCCAAUCUUCUCAUCUAACAGAGGAGGUGCAGAUCCUGUGACUGACAGACUGGCUGGGGGGGAAAAAAACCCAGCGAGGGUGUUAGUGC
Molecule: messenger RNA, 5708 nt
Organism: Solea solea (common sole)
Lineage: Eukaryota; Metazoa; Chordata; Actinopteri; Pleuronectiformes; Soleidae
Product: PH and SEC7 domain-containing protein 1-like
Exons: 17
Coding region: 541-5448 (1635 amino acids)
Biological process (GO): regulation of ARF protein signal transduction
Molecular function (GO): phospholipid binding; protein binding; guanyl-nucleotide exchange factor activity
Source: RefSeq, a predicted model, not a curated record